Messenger RNA from Amphiprion ocellaris (clown anemonefish), 3043 nucleotides. RefSeq names its product isthmin 1 (gene ism1). The record is from RefSeq and is a predicted model, not a curated record. The transcript has 6 exons. Bases 806 to 2167 code for a protein of 453 amino acids. Gene Ontology annotation, biological process: negative regulation of angiogenesis. NCBI's taxonomy places the organism in Eukaryota, Metazoa, Chordata, Actinopteri, Pomacentridae.
GAGCGCACAAGACCAGCGUGUGUCCCAGUGAAGCCGUAGUUUGGUUUGGUUUGACUAGUUUCCCCCUUCAGGACUUGUUGGAGACGCACACCAGCGCGACUCUGCAUUUCUGUGGGCCCACAAUCCACAGCAAUGGAUGAUUUCUGAAGCUGACUCAACUCCGCCGCGAAGUCUUAAAACUGGGAAGAUCUGUGUGUGUUGCAUUUUUUUCACCCCAGCUACCUGUACUUUUCUCUCCAAAGGUCUCAACCGGACAGUGCGCUGGAUACACGCAGAAUGCGGACAAAACAGGAAAAGCUGAAGGAGUGGAAGUGAAGAAAAGUGUAGCAUGAGGCUGGGAAUGUGGCGGGGACACCACGGGGCAACAGGGCUGCAAGUUUCCUUAGCUUUGGAGAUCUGACGAGGACGCACCAAGAGCGGAAAGUGUUAAUGCUGCACGCUGGAUCAGCCCCGCAGGAUUCACUCCGCUGUGUUUACUGGCACAUCUGCGUAAAGAAGCUCACACUUGGCUGAAAGCAAACUGUAUGAACAAUAAAUAAAGGAGGGGAUUUUUUUUUUUUUUUUAAAUUAGGACAAAACAACUGGAUCCAAAUUAAACUACAGCAGUUUCUUAGAUUACUCGACUUCCACUCCUCCGAUCCGUUUCCAUUCUUUUUUUGCAAUUCUGAUUCCCGAAGUGGCUCCGAAGUGGUGUUGCGGCUCCUCGUCCCCGGCGGAUCCGGAGAUUGGAGUCUCUGCACCGGGAGGAGGCGGAGUCGGAGCUCCGGCCACACCGCAGGCUCCCAAGAGCGGCCGCGUCAAGAGGAUGGUGCGUCUGGCGGCGGAACUGCUGCUGCUCCUGGGACUCCUUCUCCUCACCCUGCACAUCACAGUGCUGCGCAGCAACCCGCUGCCUCAAGGAAAUGUAACUCUGAGCCUGGAUCAGGACGCGACACUUAGAGAGCAGAACAACAUAAAUGUAAAAAGUAGCUCCUCCGCCCAGCUGACUCCUGAAGACCGGAGGUCCGGUCCAGAACACCGCUUGGCCCAUCGGCCUGCAACCCUCCCCUGGGCACAAGGCAGCAAUGUACACAAGGACGGCCCCGGAGCUUUCCUCCUAGAUCUGCACAAUUUUCCCGACCUCUCCAAAGCUGACAUCAAUGGACAGAAUCCCAACAUACAGGUGACCAUAGAAGUGGUGGAUGGACUGGAGGGACACGAGCCAGAAAAAGGCCUCCGUAAGGAAAGCAAACCCAGCUGGGCUUCACCUAACUGGAGAAACUGGUGGCCUCACACUUCUUCAUCCUCCUCCUCUUCCACCACUCACCAAACGGAGGAGCAGGAUCGCUCCUAUGGGAGCAACACCGAGGACAGCAACUUCCUCCGUCCACCAGCAGACUGGGACAGGAGGGGAAGCAAAACUCAGACUGAAUAUGACUAUAUGGACGGAGAGGGUGACUGGAGUAACUGGUCAGCAUGCAGCGUCACUUGUGGAAAUGGCAACCAGAAGAGAACCAGGUCUUGUGGUUAUGCUUGUACAGCCACAGAGUCCAGAACCUGUGAUAUGCCCAAUUGCCCAGGUAUUGAAGAUGCCUUCAAGACAGCAGCUACUGAAGUGAGCCUGUUAGCUGGAACAGAUGAGUUCAAUGCCACAGAGCUCUUUGGUGUUGACACGGACAGCUGCGAGCGCUGGAUGAACUGCAAGAGCGAUUUCCUGAAGAAGUACAUGACCAAAGUAGCAAAUGAUCUUCCCAGCUGCCCCUGCUCUUACCCAACCGAGGUGGCGUACAGCACAGCGGACGUACACGACGCCCCUACACGCCGAGACUUCCGAUGGAAAGACGCCAGCGGGCCUAAAGAGAAGCUGGAGAUCUAUAAGCCCACAGCCCGCUACUGCAUCCGCUCCAUGCUGACCCUUGAAUCCACCACGCUGGCGGCGCAGCACUGCUGCUACGACGACAACAUGAAGCUCAUCACUCGCGGCAAAGGUGCCGGCACACCCAACCUCAUCAGCACAGAGUUCUCAGCCGACCUGCACUACAAGGUUGACAUCCUGCCCUGGAUCAUCUGCAAAGGAGACUGGAGCCGCUACAACCAGGCCAGGCCGCCGAACAACGGGCAGAAGUGUCCAGACAACCCUCAGGAUGAGGACUACUACAAACAGUUUGAAGAAGCGAGGGAAUUCUAGCCCACUGUAGAGUGAAAAGGAAAGAAAAAAAAACACUGCUUAAGUAUUCAGCUAAACCUCAGAAAUGGUGCUGAAACCAUUUUUAUUAAGUUUUAGGUCAAAUAACACAAGAACUUUUAGGCUCUGAGGAAAGACUUGCUGCUCUUUGGAACCAAGAGGAAUGAAAAUCCAAGAGUCACAACCCUUCUUACUUGCUCACAAGGAACUUUCUCUCAUCGAAACCAGACACAAAACUUUGUCUUUCUAAAUUUUUUAUGAAAUAUGCCAGUAAUCUUGCUACUAAUUGUAACUCAGAUUUGGUCACUAAAGGGAAAACUGACUUAAUAUUUGAUAAAAGGGAAAAUUAUUAUUGUUGAAGUGUCUGUUUAGAUGUUCGUCUCCGUAGAUUCUUUAUGUUUGUUGAAUCGGAGAGGCCUGUGGUAAUAGAAUAAAGCGAUCCCUCAGGAAUGUGUCGGGGAGGGAGGGCAGGGUUAUCCUUCAUUUUGUCAUUCACAAUAUCCAGGUUUUCAUUUAAGCUUGUGAGUAUGUUUAUUUAGCAUGCACAUUUAAAAAAAAAAAAUCAUUAAUUUACCCCUGUAAUUUAACUGUGUCCCUUGUGUUGCCGAGGCAGAUCUUCAUUGUAAAAAAAGCCUGCAUUAUUUUUGUAAAGUAUUUAUUAAGUUGUAGCUGUGUCUGAGUUGGGUGUCUAUGACUGUGGUUACUGAUUCACAUGUGGCUGAAUGCUAACUUGAGAUUCCUCUCCAGUUCGCACGUUGCCAUCGAUAUGCAUGUCUCAAGUUAGGAUUAAACCCUAAUAGAGCGUAAAGAAUGUGUGAAUUCAACUGUACGGAAAGAUUUUUGAGAUAUAAAUCUAUAAAUAAAUUUUUUUAAAAGUCA